This is a messenger RNA of Helicoverpa armigera (cotton bollworm), 1024 nucleotides long. RefSeq names its product macrophage mannose receptor 1. The coding region runs from base 31 to 1023 and encodes 330 amino acids. Lineage: Eukaryota; Metazoa; Arthropoda; Insecta; Lepidoptera; Noctuidae. Gene Ontology annotation, molecular function: signaling receptor activity. The transcript has 6 exons. The record is from RefSeq and is a predicted model, not a curated record.
UUUAGAAUAUUAUCGUUUGCUCCAUUUGAAAUGGAGACUGCUUUAGCCAUAUCUUUUAUUUCCAAGUGCUUAGCAUUAAUAUCAUUUACUUUUAUUGAUUCCACAGGCAGUGAGAAGUUCGGAUGUGAGUACAAAUACAGUAGUAUCGCAGGAGGCUGGUUCAAAUAUCAACAAAUACCAGCCACCUGGUAUGACGCUCGCCUAAGAUGUUCUCUUGAAGGUGCCAUAUUAGCCUCUCCAUCUACACGUUACAAGUUAGUUGUAAUGUCUAAACUGAUAAACAAUAUUCUGGAUGAAGCUGAUGACUUUGAAUUGGAAGUCUUCAUUGGGAUCAGUGCCACGUUCGCCAAAGGAGAUUUUUCGUCAAUUGACGGGAUCCCUCUAUCAGAAAUAACUCACAGAUGGGCAGAAUCUGAACCCGACAACAAAAACAAUAACGAACAAUGUCUAACAAUGAAUUCAGAUACAUUAUUGUCUGAUGUCAACUGCAAUAAGACGCUCCCAUACUUUUGCUUCAAGCCACAGAAUUUAACAGGAGAAAUUGAUGAUUGUGGACCUAAACCAGAAUACGACUACGACAAACGAACAAACAGUUGCUACAAGUUUCAUACUGAAGCUCGUACCUUCUCCAAUGCGUACCUCGCCUGCUCCGCCGAAGGUGGCUACCUGACCAUCAUCAACAAUGAUGAAGAAGCCCAAGUCAUUAGGGAGUUGUUCUCCAAUUAUCCAGCUACCAGUAUGAUCGGAAACUUCGAUAAGUAUGUAGCUUUUGUUGGAGUGAAUAAAUGGGGUGAUGAUGGUGAAUGGAGGAGUAUUCAUGGUGAAACUCUCGAAGCAGCCGGCUACGCAACGUUCGCUGAAGGUGAACCAAACAACAAUCCCAUAGGUGGAGACAAUUGCGGCUCCGUAUAUAGAAAUGCUGAACUAAACGAUGUUAACUGUGAAGAACCCCAUGCUUUUAUAUGUGAAAAGAAUCCUAAAUAUCCUGCUAUUUGUGAUGAUGAAAUAAAUGAUCAAACAUAGG